AUGGUCGCUUUAGAAUUGAAGUUUACUAAUGCUAUAGGGCAAAUAGAAGCGUCCAAUGUUACUUCUUGCGUUGAUUGUUGUGUAAAAUAUGACACCGUGGAUCAACCUGGAAAUCUUCAAAAUGGUACUUACACCGGACCACUAGGUGACAGCCCAUGCUCUGAUGAACCACCCGAGUACGAGAAGAUACGUGACGGUAUCCUUUUAGUGGGAGGUGAUUGCGAUGGUACAUAUAUCGCAGAUUGUGGAUACACUCGAGUAGUCAGCAAUUACCUUGGACCAACUUCUUCUGCUACACGCCAAGUACCUAAGAUUUUCGCUAUUCUAGCUUUUGGCUUAGCAGCAACUGUAUGUCUAUAG
Molecule: messenger RNA, 360 nt
Organism: Wallemia mellicola CBS 633.66
Lineage: Eukaryota; Fungi; Basidiomycota; Wallemiomycetes; Wallemiales; Wallemiaceae
Exons: 2
Coding region: 1-360 (119 amino acids)
Source: RefSeq, a predicted model, not a curated record